This is a messenger RNA of Coregonus clupeaformis (lake whitefish), 3490 nucleotides long. RefSeq names its product glycogen synthase kinase-3 beta. The record is from RefSeq and is a predicted model, not a curated record. Lineage: Eukaryota; Metazoa; Chordata; Actinopteri; Salmoniformes; Salmonidae. Gene Ontology annotation, biological process: regulation of neuron projection development; regulation of microtubule cytoskeleton organization; negative regulation of canonical Wnt signaling pathway. Gene Ontology annotation, cellular component: axon; cytosol; glutamatergic synapse. Bases 729 to 2006 code for a protein of 425 amino acids. The transcript is spliced from 11 exons. Gene Ontology annotation, molecular function: beta-catenin binding; ATP binding; protein serine/threonine kinase activity.
CAGCGAGCCCGAAUACGAUGGGGAAGGAAUAAAAAAGAAUUCCAGAAUCGUCGGGUCUGACGGGUCCUUUCCAGAGGAACGAAGUGCACAGGGUUGCCUCAAGACCCGAUAGCCUACUGGAAGAACCGGAUUUGGACGUCACGGUGUGUGGAGUUGGGACGAGUGUGCAGGGCCGUGGAAAUCGUUAAUGUAAAGAUUGGGCAACUGGCAGAUUGUUCCGUUUGAAUCGUCCGUAGGGUAGAAGAGCGAGGGAGCCGGCAUGGCGGACGGAUCGUUGAGUCUCCAUUGGAAUAUGAAGAGGAUCUGCAUGGUCUUGGAUCUAUAGGAAUAUACAGCAACCAUUCCCCAUUAACGCAUUAUCUGAUUGUUUCACUUGUGUCAUUUUGUGCUCAACUGUGACCAAAUUAGGGAAAUCAAACCAGCAGUGGGUUUAUUCGGGGGCCACGGGGCCAGAUUCAUGACUAUUUUAGUCGAAGACGCGUCCCCAAGACCUACCAACUGAAGGAAAAGGAUGCUUUGAACGACUAUUGGGGGAAGAGAAGUGGUAGAUUGAUAGGUCAAAAUAACGACUGUGAAAGCUCGUGGAGAGGAGUUGAUAUUGUAAAUAAUCUAACAUUCAGAUUAAGGAACUGUCAUUCAUUGAAUGCAAAGGUUUGGAAAUAAAUCUACCAAGCCACCAAACAAGUUACAGUAACGUAGCAUACAGUAUUUGAUUCGGGGAUUGGAUCAUGUCGGGGCGGCCCAGAACCACCUCCUUCGCGGAGAGCUGCAAACCAGUGCCGCAGCCAUCGGCUUUUGGCUCUAUGAAAGUCAGCAGGGACAAGGAUGGCAGUAAGGUGACAACGGUGGUGGCCACCCCAGGCCAAGGGCCUGACAGGCCGCAAGAGGUCAGCUACACAGACACCAAAGUGAUCGGGAACGGCUCCUUCGGAGUGGUCUACCAGGCCAAGCUGUGCGACUCUGGAGAGCUGCUGGCCAUCAAGAAGGUUCUGCAGGACAAGAGGUUUAAGAACCGCGAGCUGCAGAUCAUGAGGAAGCUGGACCACUGCAACAUCGUACGCCUGCGCUACUUCUUCUACUCCAGCGGAGACAAGAAGGAUGAGGUGUAUCUGAACCUGGUUCUGGACUAUGUUCCUGAGACAGUCUACAGAGUGGCCAGACACUACAGCCGAGCCAAACAGACCCUGCCCAUGGUCUAUGUCAAGUUGUAUAUGUACCAGUUGUUCAGAAGUCUGGCCUACAUCCACUCAUUUGGGAUCUGCCAUCGGGACAUCAAGCCCCAGAACCUGCUGCUGGACCCCGAGACGGCCGUGCUCAAACUCUGUGACUUCGGCAGUGCUAAGCAGCUGGUACGUGGAGAGCCCAACGUGUCCUACAUCUGCUCUCGCUACUACAGAGCCCCCGAGCUCAUCUUUGGUGCCACCGACUACACCUCCAGCAUAGAUGUGUGGUCAGCUGGUUGUGUGCUAGCAGAGCUGUUGCUAGGGCAACCAAUCUUCCCUGGAGACAGUGGAGUUGAUCAGCUGGUGGAGAUCAUCAAGGUUCUGGGGACCCCUACACGGGAGCAGAUCCGAGAGAUGAACCCCAACUACACUGAGUUCAAGUUCCCCCAGAUUAAGGCACACCCAUGGACUAAGGUGAGUCAACAGGUGUUCCGGCCGCGUACGCCCCCAGAGGCCAUUGCCCUGUGCUCUCGGCUGCUGGAGUACACGCCCACCUCGCGCCUCACCCCCCUGGAGGCGUGUGCACACUCCUUCUUCGACGAGCUGAGGGACCCCAACGUCAAGCUUCCCAAUGGGCGAGAAAAACCCUCCCUCUUCAACUUUACCACCCAGGAGCUGUCCAGUAAUCCCUCGCUGGCCAACAUCCUAAUCCCCGCCCACGCCCGCACUCAGGCCGCCUCCUCCACCCCAACCAACGCCACCGUCGCCACAGAUGGUAACAGCACAGAUCACGGCCCCAGCACCACUAUCGCCUCAGCCUCUGCUUCCAACUCCACCUCCUGAAUCCUCCCUCUCAGGGUUUAAAUCAGAUGACAACAACAACUAACUGAGCCCUCCACGUCACCCAUCUAAGUGUUUGAUUUCUGGAACCUACUCCAGUGAGGACAUCUCUAUGGUCUGUUAGAGGGAUGGAGUGGUGGGGGCAGGGGGAGGCUGAUGAAAUAUAAGAGUAUUCAUAUAUAAACGUACCAUAUAUACACAAUACUAGCCUGCUAAUGUUUCCAUGAGGACAAUCUAUAUAUCAAAGUAAUUAGCUGACCCCACACCCUCCUCCUCUUCUCUGUCCACAAUGAAAGCCCCCCCACUCCCCACUCCCUAUCCCACCCCACACCCUACCCCACCCACAUUAGGGAUCAGUCCCUCCCUCUCCUCAUCACUUCCCCUCUGACCCCUCACCUCUGACCCCCUGGUUGGGAUGGCCACCCUGGCUCCUCCUCCUGUAGUGCAUGGCCUGAGUAUAGGUAGGAGCACCCAGAAUGACCUUUCACCCCUACAUUGACGUCCACACUUCAGCUAAUUAGGCAUGAGGCACACAUACACACACACAUUCUUACCAACACACACCGAUGCAUGAAGGUCCUGAUAUAUGUGGACAGUCCAAUCAGAAGGGAGGUUUUGGAUGAUGUCAGAGGUAUGCUCGGGGUUGUUUUUAAACGGUUAGCGAACAGUUUUAUUCUGUUUUUAUUUUAUAUUCCCUGGGCUCGGGGUGGGCGGGAUCAUUUAGAUUGACAUGUGAGAUGUCUCUGGUUCUGUGUGCUUGUAUUACGUUUACACUGAUAGUACAAAACAUUAGGAGAUAUAUGUAUAUUCAACUUCAAUGGUUCAGAAUCCAUAACGGUUAGUUGCUGGCUCACAGAGCAGUGGCAAUAUUUGCUGCUGCCUAAAGACAUGAAGAGGCAAGGUUGUACGAUCUCUUUUGCUGGAAAAGCCUUUUUUUCAGCAGUCACUUUCCUAUUUUCAUGUAUGUAAUUAUUUGUAUGUUAAUGUUGUAGACAGGACUAGAAAACGGUCUGUUCCUUAACUCUCUCCCUUUUAUUUAUCUCUAUUAGAUUAAUGUUUCUGUGUUAUAAUGCAGUCAGUUUGGAGGGGAUGUCUCCCCCACACCUGCUCUCUGUCUCUUUCUUUAGAUGAAAACAUUUUCUUAAACUCGUGAUAAAUUCCAAACCAACCCCUAGCUUCUACCCCAUAAGCACUUGAUUUGGAAUUCAGCCAUGGAGAGAGGUCUUUGUAGUUUCUGGCUCUAAUUGUGACCACUGACUCAGUGUUAGUCCAACGUUAAUUGAACGUUAGUCUAGCAUUCUUCUCUUUUCUCUCGCUCUCCACCUGGACCACACAAGCACCUCUCUGGUACAGUCUCUCAGAGUAGAGUGUCUUACUUACCCAAACAUAUUCACACAGGUACAAUACGACAACACAACUACACUGUGUAUAUCCAGUACCAGUCAAAAGUUUGGACACACCUACUCAUUCAAGGGUUUUUAUUUAUG